Molecule: messenger RNA, 1398 nt
Organism: Galdieria sulphuraria
Lineage: Eukaryota; Rhodophyta; Bangiophyceae; Galdieriales; Galdieriaceae
Product: isovaleryl-CoA dehydrogenase
Exons: 7
Coding region: 56-1306 (416 amino acids)
Biological process (GO): L-leucine catabolic process
Molecular function (GO): 3-methylbutanoyl-CoA dehydrogenase activity; flavin adenine dinucleotide binding
Source: RefSeq, a predicted model, not a curated record
AUUCUAGAAAGAUUGGAAGAGUAGGGAGAGAAAAUGUCCAUUUGACGAAGCAAAGAUGUUCCAGAGGAGUACCUUGAAACUUGUAUCUUAUCGUGUUGGCUGGUUUCAGAAGAGACUGUUCUCUUUCGUAGCUACCCAUUGUGAUAACGUGGUAAACUUGGAUUCCGAACAGAAAGCUUUGAGAGAAAGUGUGAGAAAAUUCGCGGGAGACGUCAUUGCACCCAUUGCCGCUGAAGUAGAUAGGAAAAACGAGUUUCCUAAUCACUUAUGGAAGCAGUUGGGUUCGUUAGGAGUAUUAGGAAUAACAGCACCACAGCAGUACGGUGGUUUGGGUCUCGGUUAUACAGAACACUGUAUUGCUAUGGAAGAAUUGAGUAGAGCAAGUGGUUCAAUCGGUCUUUCUUACGGUGCUCACUCCAACUUGUGUGUAAACCAAAUUGUAAGAAAUGGAAAUGAAGAACAAAAACAAAAAUAUCUCCCCGGUUUAAUAGCAGGAGAGAAGAUUGGCGCUCUGGCAAUGAGUGAACCAGGGGCCGGAUCGGAUGUUGUUUCUAUGCAAUGCAGAGCAGUACCCAGUGCCGAUCAAAAGACUUUUACCUUGAAUGGAAACAAGAUGUGGAUCACCAAUGGUCCAGAUGCAGACGUAUUAGUAGUUUAUGCAAAGACCGAUCCUGAAGCAGGCUCUAAAGGAAUUACCGCGUUUCUGAUAGAAAAGGGAAUGAAAGGCUUUUCAACUGCUCAAAAGUUGGAUAAAUUAGGAAUGCGUGGUUCAAAUACUUGUGAACUUGUGUUUGAAAAUUGCGUGGUUCCCGCCAGUCAAGUAUUAGGACAAGUAAAUAAAGGUGUUUAUGUUCUUAUGAGUGGUUUGGAUUCGGAACGUUUGGUUCUUUCUGCUGGUCCUCUUGGAAUUAUGCAAGCGUGUUUAGAUAUUGUAUUGCCGUAUGUAAGAGAGCGGAAGCAAUUCGGAAAGCCGAUAGGAGAGUUUGAACUUAUUCAAGCCAAAGUAGCCGAUAUGUAUGCCGAAUUGGGAGCUUGUAGAGCUUAUACUUUUAGUACUGCCCGCGCCGGUGAUAUGAAUAAUGGCGUUUUGGAUCGCAAAGAUUGUGCAGCAGUUAUUUUGUAUGCAGCUGAGAAAGCCACUCAAAUGGCAUUGCAAGCUAUUCAAUGUUUAGGAGGCAAUGGAUAUAUCAAUGAGUAUCCUACUGGUCGUCUAUUAAGAGAUGCUAAGCUAUAUGAGAUUGGUGCAGGAACUUCAGAAAUUAGAAGAAUUCUGAUUGGUAGAGAACUCGUACGAUCGAUUGCUUAAAUAAAAAGUGUUUGCUUAUUCGCUUCCAAUCGAUUUCAUCCAGUGGCCAAUUUUUGUUCAUUACCAUUAGACGUGUCGAUUCGCAUUGAUUU